Molecule: messenger RNA, 663 nt
Organism: Onthophagus taurus
Lineage: Eukaryota; Metazoa; Arthropoda; Insecta; Coleoptera; Scarabaeidae
Source: RefSeq, a predicted model, not a curated record
AUGAUUAUAUCAGAUAGCAAAGAAGAAUGGUUAAAAAUUGCUAAAGGUUUUGAUUCAAAAUGGAACUUUCCUAAUUGUAUUGGCGCGCUCGAUGGCAAACAUGUAGUUAUGCAAGCGCCCCCAAAUAGUGGAAGCUUAUACUUUAAUUACAAAGGAUCUCAUAGCAUUGUGUUGCUUGCACUCGUUGAUAGCAACUAUAAAUUCACUUACAUUGAUGUUGGUUGUGGUGGAAAAAUUUCAGAUGGAGGUGUGUUUAACAAUUGUUCCCUGAAAGAAGGCAUAGUUGCUAAGGCUUUAGAUAUACCGGAUCGUUCUCCACUGAAAGGAAGGCAGCUGCCCAUGCCGUAUGUAAUCGUUGCUGACGAUGCAUUUGCAUUGAGCGACUGCUUAAUGAAACCUUAUCCAUUCAAAAAUCUCCCUAUGAAGCAAUGUGUAUACAACUACCGACUAUCUCGAUGCAGACGAGUUGUUGAAAAUGUGUUUGGGUUAACUGCUAAUAGAUUUCGAGUCCUACGAAAGCGAAUUCUUUUGCAUCCAGAAAGAGUUAAGGCUGUAGUUUUGGCAAUAUGUACGCUUCAUAAUUAUCUAAUUCAAGGUAAGGAAUCUUCUAACAGAUAUGCUCCUCCAGGAAUAUUUGAUACCGAAGAUACGGAAACUGUGUAA